UUCAGGGUCUAAAGUAGAAUCAAAACCUUUAAGGGAUGAGAUUAAAGCCAGGAAAAAAAAUCGAAUCCUGUUAUUUGGGAGGAGCAACUUUCUCCCAAGGUUUCCUCCGCUUAUAGUCACCUGGGCAGUGUAAACAUGGAGGAGAGACCGAGUAGAGACGACAGCUCGCUCAACUCCGAAAAUGACGACUACGAGGCCACAAACGCGAUUGAGGCCGAUGGUGUCCUAGACGACAAGCUCCUCGAUGCCGUCACGCCACGAAUCUCAGUCCUAGACGAGUCGGUAGAAGAGGAGGACCAUCCAGUGAAAAGGACUUUUUGUACUCGAUGUCGCACCAUUUCUUCUAGUUUCCUGUCAACCUCCUAUGUCUCAGGGAGCGAGAAUUUAUCCGGCAUAGAGAGGCUCCAGCAACCGAGGAAUUCUCAGACGCGUUUCCUAGGCGACCAAGGACAUCCUGUGUCAGCUGGAGACUCCCUUGAGGAUAGUGAUGAUGUUCCUCUGUUGCGUGUAAGUCACUUUGGGGAUGAAGAUGGAGCCGAGAACGGGCAUGCAGGCUUGGGGCCAACGACAGCAGCGGCUGCCGAUCACUGUCACAUGCCCCGAGCUAGUCAGCGAGCCUCUGGACGUGCCAUGACACAGCUCAUGUUAGCAUGCUGCUUGACUACAAUAUUUAUGAUUGCUGAGGCUGUGGGGGGCUACCUGGCCAGCAGCAUAGCCAUCAUGUCAGACGCAGCCCACCUCUUCAGCGACCUUACGUCUUUCAUCGUCUCACUUGCUGCCAUCUACCUUUCUCGUCAGCCAGCCUCAAAAAAUAUGAGUUUUGGGUACUACAGAGCAGAGGUGUUGGGUGCAGUGGUGAGUGUCCUCAUUAUCUGGGUCAUUACUGGUAUCCUGGUGUUUGCCGCAGUCCAGAGAGUCAUCUCAAUGGAUUUCGAAGUCGAGGCAGACACUAUGAUCAUUGUCUCGGCUCUGGGUGUCGUCAUUAACAUCAUCCUCGGCAUAGUCCUCCACAUGGGGCAGGGGGGACAUGGCCAUAGUCACGGAGGUCUUGGUGGCCAUGGUCACAGUCAUGGGCGCAGACCCAGCAGAGCCCAAGGAAACGAACCACAAUCUAGCAACAUCAACGUCAGAGCAGCUUUCAUUCAUGUUUUGGGAGACCUGAUUCAGAGUAUAGGCGUGUUGAUAGCUGCAUACGUUAUUAGAUAUUAUCCACAGUACAAGAUUGCUGACCCCAUAUGCACCUUCAUCUUCUCCGUCCUGGUGAUCAUCACAACUCUCCCCAUCCUGAAGGACCUAACUCAUGUCCUGAUGGAGGGCACGCCACAGGGAGUUGACUACGCAUCAGUGUCAGCGAACCUCACAGCCCUUCCUGGAGUAAAGAUGGUUCACUCCCUCAAUGUGUGGGCACUUACCCUUGAUAAGAAUGCAUGUGCAGUGCAUAUAGCUAUUAGUGGAGACACGGAUCCAGAGACAGUGUUGCAGGCUGCCCAGAGGGUUAUUCGAACCCGCCAUCACAUCUACCACACAACCAUCCAAGUAGAGCGUUACCAACCACAACUGAUGGACAAUUGUCAGCAGUGUCAGCCACUCUCUAGGUGAGGUGAGGGACAUCACGACCACCACCAUCACAGCAAACACCAGAGAGGAAAGAAGAUUAAUAAAGAAGAGCAUGAAUGAGCUGUGUUGUCAUCAGUGUCGUUGGAGUCAACAAGGUUUGUGUUAAAAUGCCUGGGUUAGAGGUAUUCUGUAACUGGAAAGCCUUCGUGUGUGCAUAGACAAUUCAUGACGACAAUCUGAUGGUAACAUAUCAUGGCAAUAAUGAAUGGAUUUACUGAUUUUUUCUUGUGUCUAUUCUUAAACCCUUCCACUUGUAAAUGUAACUGCAGAAACUGAAAUUUUUCAAUAGAUUGUUAUAUAUGCAAGACAAUCUUAAAACUCAGUUUCCUUUAUUGAAAGCUGAAAUUCAGUUGAGCCAAACUAGUAUAUUUUUCCAUUGAAUUAUAAUUUGAACACUUAUGCACACAGGAAGUCCAAUGAAAUUCCCUUAGAAGUAUAUAUUCAUGCAUAUUUUGAAAGGUUCAUCUACAGUGGAAUAUACACGUAUCAAAACAGAAAGGGAUUUGAGUCAGAAUAGAAGACAAUAACCAGUAUUAGAAGAGAGAGUUUCUUUUAUGUCUUUAAUCAGAGCAUAAUGCAGGGUCUAAACUAGGUUUUAGUUCCCCCACAGAUAUGAAAUGAUAAUAAGUUUUGGAUGGCUGUUUAAGGUGUUGUCUAAAGUUAUUCUCAGUCAAAGAAUUAAUGAGUUCAAGUAGAGUAUCACUUUAACAAAUUGGGAUAGAUUUCUUUUCCUUCGGUAAAUGCAUCAAUGUCUGCAGCAGCAUUGCACAUUAUAGGGCAUGUGUCGUUCCUGAAGUUUGAAGAAGUAGCCUCAAGAAUCACUUUCAUUUGCAAAAAAAAAAAAAGCCCCCCCCCCCCUAUCUUUGACUAUUUUUUAACGUGUACUGAAAUGCAUUUGAUGAAUGUGAUUUGAUUGUAGACAUUGUCAGACUCAUAAGUGAGGAGGAAAGAUUAGAAUAGUUGUAUUAUUAACAUUAACAUAUAAAAAAUGUGCAACCUUUACUUUAUUGUAUAUGAGAUGUAUUAGUUCAUCAGUACAACUGGAGAGCUAGGAUUAAUUUGAUAUGACAUGGAUUUUUCAUUACUCAUCAUUAUAUAUGUGUCGGUAGUGUUAUAACAUGAACAAAUGUAACUAUUAUUAUGCAUGACUGACAACAUAGUAUUUGGAAGUGAGGCCUUAAUUCUUUAGAACUUAAAGCUUAUCAAUAUUGUAUACUGGAAUAUUAUUUUUUAAAUUGCAUAUAAAUUGCAUGUCUGUGGUGAUGCAUAUCAAAAAAUAAUGCAUAGC
This is a messenger RNA of Penaeus chinensis, 2905 nucleotides long. Its product is annotated as zinc transporter 2-like. The record is from RefSeq and is a predicted model, not a curated record. The transcript has 7 exons. NCBI's taxonomy places the organism in Eukaryota, Metazoa, Arthropoda, Malacostraca, Decapoda, Penaeidae. Gene Ontology annotation, molecular function: zinc ion transmembrane transporter activity. Bases 136 to 1599 code for a protein of 487 amino acids. Gene Ontology annotation, biological process: zinc ion transmembrane transport; response to zinc ion. Gene Ontology annotation, cellular component: plasma membrane.